UGUCCCUAGCUUCUGGAUCGUUCUCAGUCAUCCGUCCGCUGCGCAGUGCCGACCACAUGACGCGCGCUGCACCUCUUGGCUUCUGAUUUACCACUUCCUUGUGACGUGCGUGUAACUCUGUGUGCUUUGGGUGAACGAGUGCCGCUUCGGUGACGUCGUGGCCGGUGCGCUACGUGUGAGUGAGUACCCCCGUUCGUGACGGUACAUGUGAGUGAUCCCGACGCUUUUCGUGGUAGUCGCGAGACUACCCGUGCCGCCGUGCCGCCCACUCUCACUCCCACGGAGAGCAACCCCUUCCACCGCCGCAGACGCGGUGAUCCCCGCGAACGGCGAUGGCCAGCGGUGCCUUGCCCGCUGGGCCCAUGCUCUGCGCCACCGACUCCCGACACAUGGCGCAAACGAUGACGCCACCGCCUCAACAGCAGCAGCAGACGUUGAAUCAGUACUCUCACGCCGCCUCCCUCGGACUUAUUACACAGCAGCAGAUGCAUCAGCACCAGCAGCAACAACAGCACAUUCAGCAACAGCAGCAGCAGCAGCAGCAGCAACAACAGCAACAACAGCAGCAGCAGCAGCAACAGCAGCAGCAACAGCAGCAGCAGCAGCAAGCGGCUCAGAUGGCCGAAGCCCAACAGCAGCAGCAACAGCAACUAGCCGCGGGCUACCAUCUCGGCGCGUACGCAGGAUACAACGGAUACAGAGUCCAGUCCCGGACGCAGAACCUCGCCUACAGAAUGAUGCUCAACCAGACAGACCUCAUGGGGACCCAUGAGUCCCCGUUCAGCACAGACGAACAGUUCAUGUACGACCCGUCCGAGGAGGACAAGAACGCGUACUGCAACCUGCAGCCCAUCGGCCUGGACGGUUCAGACCACGUGACACCCUCCUUACAACACAUGGACCUCAUGGCUCCCUCCAGGCCCAUACCUUACGAAGGCGACACGUUCCCGACGGACGUGCUGGACCUGGGCGAGAGCCGGUGGCAGAGCCUGCCCAUCCAGCACUGGCAGUCCCACGACGUGCUCGAGUGGCUGGUCGCCUGGACGAGCCACAACCAGGUGGAGAUCGUGGACGACGAGAUCAACAUGACCGCGUUCGCCUCCUUCACCGGCGAGCACCUGUGCCGCAUGAGCCUCGACGAGUUCCGCGCCCACGCGCCCUCCUACGGACACCGCCUGUACGAGGAGGUGCAGCGACACCUGGGCAACAGCACGGCGGCCGCGGCCGCGUCGCGCAAUGUCAUGGGCAUGUCGGACGCCUACUUCGAACCCGAGAAAUACGCCUUCCACCCUCGCUAUUUCGACACUCUAGAAAUCCAGAACAGUAGUCCUGGUUCUGAAAACGUGACGUCAUCGGGGUCCCCGGGUCUCGCCGAGUCGGACAGCGGCAGCACCAGCAGCAGCCUGAGCACCGUCAACGAGCGGACGGAGAACCUCUUCCCGUACAUGCCGCACGACACGCGGAUACUCGCCAAGCAGAUGCCCCCUCCCAUGCCCAUGAUGGGCAAAAAGAAAGGACGCAGGGGCAGGCCCCCCAUCAAAGAGGCCAAAGUGCGCAGCCGAGCAGGCAAAGGCAUGGGCAAGCUGUGGGAGUUCAUCCGCGACCUGCUGCUGAACCCGUCGACCAACCCGAGCCUCAUACGAUGGGAGAGGCGCGAGGACGGCAUCUUCAAGUUCGUCCAGUCCGACAAGGUCGCCAAGAUGUGGGGCGACCGCAAGCAGAACCCGCGCAUGACCUACGAGAAGCUCAGCCGGGCCAUGAGAUACUACUACAAAAGCCAGGUCCUCCUACCGGUGUUUGGACGACGGCUCGUGUACAAAUUUGGUCCCAACGCCACUGGAUGGAGACCAUAAAGCUUGAAGGCUGCAGGCCCCCUCGUUCUCUGCAACAACCACGAACAGAACCACAUCACGAUUGCAGCUGGAACGACAGAGAACUUAUGUACCCGCAUGUUCGUAGAGCGCUGCAUACCUUUUUUUUUUAUGUCUCCUUCGUUGUUAUUUUGCAUCUUCUUACGGGAACAAUCGCUCUAGAGUGCGUUUGACAGGCCUCAUUUUGAUGGCUGUCACACACGUGCAUUUUUUUUAACUUUGACAUUUUUUCCUUGCUGUUGUAACACAGACUCGACGUGUAUGACUCCCAUCCCAAUUUCGUUUUCUUUCUGCCUCCUUUGCCCCAUUGUUUAUCAGUGUGCAUCCUUUGAUUCUCGUUUAAUCCCUGUUUUGAUCUUUUUGUUCAUUUGCAUCCCCUGUGAGUGCAUGUGUGUUUGUGAGCGUGUGCGCGCGUACGUUGUUUGUUUCAAAAAGAGUGCGACGUACACACGCCGCUUGGUCCCGGGACGGAGUAACGCAAUGUUUAACAAUCGUCGUCCCUGUGACGACGGGGGCUGAUGCUUCAGGGAAGUGAUGAUGAACGAAGCCGUCAGCGUUCACAUACUUUCGGCGGUAUUGUUUAGGUCCCCAUAUAGUGCGGGUGGGGGGACGGUUCUGGUGGCGCAGAAAUGGGGAGCGGAAAAAAAGGCUUAACAAACGUUUGGCAGACGCUGGCGUCUGUCGUCUGCUCGGCACGCGCUCCGUGCAGACGACGCUAGACACGAAACGCUCGAGCUGAUUCGCUUCCGAGCAGACGACACAUGAGCGCUCGACGUUUCGCCGGUGCGCUGGAGGAUAUUUCCCUGCCAAACGUUGUGGAGCAGUCGUCGCGCAUGCUUUGGCAAAGCUCGAAGCGCUAUGGCAAAAUACGCUAAAUCGGCGAUGCAGAGAAGGUUUCACAUUGAGUACACUAUGAUUCCUGACAAUGUGCAAUUCUUAUACCACUGCUCUAUUCAUUCCACUCACCGCUGGCGUCGCUGUCUUAAUGGCGAACUAGCGGGGGGUUUUCGUUCUUAUAAAGUUUUAAAGUUUACGUCGCUCUAGUCGUAAAGAAGAAGAGAAAAUAAAAAGCAAUAUUAUGUCAUCGUUCCAUUCCAGCACGUCACGUAUAUGUCAAUGCAGUGACGAUGCUGCGUGAAGAGUCUUUACGGCCGCCUGCAUAAAUGCUGCUGAAAAACUGUUUUUAUAUUUUUGCUGACAGCUUGUUUACGUGAAACACUGCGUAGAGCAUGUUGUUCUGUGCGGACGAGUUUUGACGUGCCAGAUUCGUUCACUGGUGUUGGUCGUGCUGUGCAACUUUGUGCGUGCUGUGCCAGUGGAGUUGUGCUUUCUCGUCAAGCGUCGGAACGGCGAUGGUGGUAGCGCAUUAAGUUAUUCGUCGUCGUUGAUCAGUCGCUUGUCGGCAGGUUACAACUGAAAUUGAAAAGGUCGUUGGUUACGAACGUUCGAUGAGCGGUUUGCAUUUCUGUUGACUUCAAAGCCUCUCCGAAUCAUUUCACUAAUGUACGGCUGCUCAAGCGAAUUGCAGCGUAAUCACUAGGGCUGGAUAGCGGCAACCAGAUAAACAGGAAUGAAAGAUCGGGAUAGGCCAACGGGUCUCACUAAGGUUGUGCGGGCUGGUGAACAAAAACUUAAUGGCUUACCGCUGCUGACUGCCAACAUGUUUCGAAAGAAAUCACUUCGGCCUCCUUGUGCAUACGUACACAUUGUGCUGGACUCCGAAAGGAAACAACUAUAGUUAGUAUGCUGAUAUCGAUUACGGCUGACGCAUGGCACGAAGGCCCGCGAGGCCUACUUAUGCGUCUAGAUGGCUAACCAACGUGCCACGUAACGUAGUUGUUGUGGCAGAGUCGAGGCUGUGUUGCGGUCUGUCGGUUUUAUCCCAAAUUCUUCGUUCGCUUUAACAUUGAUCCGUGCUGUACUUCCGAUUACUGCGAGGCCGCCCGGGAGAAGUCGUCACGUAUUUGUAGCAAUCUUAGUGCACCGCACGUAGGCACGCGGUGGUUACGCACAAACGAAAGCUGGCUCUCAGCGGAACGGUGAAGCCUGUACAUUGUCUCCUCUGUCAUAUGUGCAAUCAUCGACGAAACAUACUCAUGUCGAGCAGUCAUUCCCUGCCCGGAUGUUCAUAUUAGCGCCCACGCUGCCGGUAACUUACUUGAUUUACUGGUUUUGUGUCAUGAAAUCUUUCUUAUUUUCAUCGUUCUCUUUCAUUUGUUUGUGAGCUCUGUGGGGAAGAGAGAGAGAAAAAAAAAAUGAGGCGACAAGGAUUGGUGCGUCCUUAACGUGAAGCGACAUCCUGUACAAAGCCUUGUGUAUAAAGAUGCCAGAACAGUAUUUUUUUUUUAUUCGGGUGUUCUCACGCACGAGCGUUCCAGGCAACAUCAUUUGUGUUAACACCUUUUCUUAUAUCGCGAGACAUAAAUUGCAUUCCCAUCUUUUCAACAUAACGCGUACAUAAUGUGUAUCCAGAAUUUUUUGUUGUCACUUGUUCCUCGCCUUCGCCUUUUGUUUUUUGUUUUUCCUUUUCUUUCUGGUACCCUGCAUUUCUCGAACACAGGGCUAUCGCAGCUACAAAAGCAGCAGCGGUCCCGGUUCCGAGCCACGAGAGACAUUAUUUCGAAGCGCAAAUUGAAAAUUGAAAUGUGAAAAUUACAGCGCCCCGGGAGAUAAGCAAUCUGCCCACGUUGCCGUCCAUGUCCGCGGUCCAAACUUGUACGAAUACAAAGUGCGCUUAAAAUCUUUUACGAUCAGACUCGGAGAAAAUUGCGUUGCCUGCCGCACUAUAGGGUGAGCCAAUGUCGUGUUAAGGAGUUGUGCGAUUCUACCCUCAUCCUGUGCAGGUCUCUCAUUUUGUCUCGUAAUAUUUGCACAACCCCUCUUAACCGGACUUUGACAACUUGCGCGGCGAUAAACUUUACUGGUUCUACGCCGUUUCGACACGGUAAAAAUUCAUACGGGGCCGAAUGCAAACAGUUCACCGGUGAAUCACCGUAGUCCACAGCUUAACAUCCACUAUUGUAAAACAUAGUAGUACGUACCGAUUACACUUGGCUUCAAAACAAGUAGUAUACGAAUAGCACUUUUUAUGAGACCUAAUUGAGUAUAAAUCAAAUAGUGCCUGAAACGAAUCGAAUAUGCGUGAAAUAGCGCUAGAAGAGAACCGAAUCGAAUAUUGAAUAUUUUUCGAAUAUUUUGCGAAUAAUGUGCAACCGUGUCGCCAUUAAUAUCUAACAAUUUUAACAUCCUGGUAUUCGAUAGAAAGUUUCUGUCAUUACACAGCGUAAUAUAAAGCUUUCUUUAUUAACAGCACGAAGGUAGUAUUAGAACCUACUAAGCAGGUUGUUCGCGAAUUCGGGACUUUUAGGAAAAUACGCGGCCAAGCAUUAUCAGGUUAUAAAGGUAACCUUUUGGACCACUUAAUAUGCGCGUAUACCGUAGGGACCAUACGCAUGCCUGCCGUUUGCGGCAACGGCAAAAUGGAAAAAAAAGAUGAAGCACCUUUUUUCCACAGCUAAAAUUGUCGCGGCAGGUGGUACCACUAUUUUAUAAGGCAUGCUGCAAUGAAGCGUGUUCCGAUUCCAAUCUGACGAGAGGACACAGAAGCUGCAUCCAUAAAUAGCGCAAACAUAUACCCACUGCUCGUAGCCGUGUCUAAACGACAUUUUAUUCCUAAUGAUCGUGCAUAGUUGGAGAAGUCUGGCUGACUAAGCGACGCUGCGUGCUGUGGGACGUUAUGUCCAGCGUAUAUGUGAUAAAAAAAUACCGCAUUUUCCCUUUAAUUAAAUGCUUGAUCGUCUGCAGUGGACUACGUAAGGUAUUGUAAAAAAAUAUUCGUAUUUUUCAAAUUGAGACAAUUCGAUUCGGGGACCUCAUCGAACAAUGACUAUUCGAUUCGAAGAACUAAUCAAAUAGCACGAUAUCCGUUUCGUUAUUCAAAAAGUUUCGGACAUUCGCACACCCCUAAAACAAGUGAUCCCUAGAACGGUUGUGCGAAACGCGCUUUUUUUUGCAUUUAAUCAUUUAGCUAAUGAAGGUGUCAGUGUUGUGCCCUAAACCAGAUGCCGCACAGGGAAGCAACUCCUGCAAUCUGUGGAGUUGAUCUGUGGAGACGAGAAGCGAUCAACGCUGUCUCGUUCACGGGUGACGGAACGGUUCCGCUGCUGCAUUUGUAUUUUUUCUUUCAUCUCGUGAAAGAGCUCUGCAUCGGACAUGUACAUUUCUUACUGAAUACUCCCGCUCCGGCUGGUCCUUUACCAGCUGCGGCUGUUCUUUUUGUAUCUUUUCCGGGUUGACGUCACUGCGCUCCGCGAGUACUUAAGGAAAGCAGGUCAAGACUGAUGUUUGAAAGUGUGGUCUUGUUUGCCUUGGCGCCGCAGUCAUGUCUCCUUUUCUAUUUCUCUAUUAUCGAUUGUUGUGUGAAAUUGAGAGAGAGAGAGAAAGAGUCCCAAGUUGCUCAACAGUUCUCUGUUCUCUUAUGAACUCUUUCAGUAUUGACAAAACCAUUGUGCCUUCAAAAAACAGAGACUUAGGAGCCAAGUGACUACCAUUGAAUUGUAAAGUGCGCGUGAUGACACGGGUGCACUGCUCUUGAAACAAGAGCGCCAAGUUCUAACAGUGCUCUGACGUCAUCGUGCGCGACUGCCUCAGUUUCGAAGGGACGGUGCGUUCCAGCUGCGUUGGACGUCUAAGUGAUGAGCUCUUGCAGCUCGCUCGCUGUGGUUACGGUCAAGUCCUACGUCGUUCGCACUUGCGCAGUUAACCCGACCCGGUACGGUACCUGCUCUCGGCGCAAUUAGGAAAGAAAAAAAAAAUUUAGUCUGACUAUUUUGCGAAACUGUAUCGAAGAACGCCGACCUUAUGUAAGGGUAUAAAUCAAACUCGAUCUCGAUAAUCGCUUGGAUCGGUAGUUUAGCAGUCCGCCAUCCCCAUUGCGUUGCAAAUAGCAAUGUGUCAUGGAAAAAAGCAAUAUAUAUAUAAAAUACGAAUCGUUAGCACAUGCACACGCUAACGCUUACAUUAAUGUGAAGACACACAAAAUACGGAUAAAAGAAACAAUUAAAACGGCUAAACAACAAGAUCAAGCGUACAUUGGAAAUACACGAGUCACUAGUACGGGAAGCACACUCGAAAAUAAGUGUUUCUUUGCAAGGGCACCGUUGCGCUGUGCGACUGUUAUUAGCUCUGUACUCUACACUCACCGCUUUAUUGUCGUAACAGAUGUGGUGCAGCAUUUAGACGUUGGCGCGGCAGCUGGAAUUCAUGUUCCUUUCGGAGGCCCUGGCCAAUCCAGUCAUUGCGGUAGCACGAACUUGCAUUGAGUGGGUCUUUGAGGGCACCCCUUUCGCCUUCAGGUGCUUUCAGUGUGGUCCAACUUGGAAAUGCCGAUUUGUCUCUGUUUUGUAAUAUACGUGUCCUGCCUUCAAGAGAGAGAGAAAAAAAAACCUAUGGCAUCGCUAAACGUGUGCCCUGUUGAUACCUGUGACUAUAUUUUACGAGACGAAAAGAAGAGAGAUAAAGAAAAAGAACUAAGUAUAUUUGAGAGAUGAGUUUUUUUUAUAAACAACAGAGCUACUUUAUAUAUAUAAAUAUAUUAUAUGUAUACUAUAAACCUCUCUGUACGCCAGUCGCAUUGUUCUCUAACUUUUUUUUUUCGACUCGACCAUCCUGUUUAUUUACCUGUGUACGAGAGAGACAAGAUUCCAAAUAAAGACUACUUGUAGAUAGCCACAAC
Molecule: messenger RNA, 7605 nt
Organism: Dermacentor albipictus
Lineage: Eukaryota; Metazoa; Arthropoda; Arachnida; Ixodida; Ixodidae
Product: ETS homologous factor-like
Biological process (GO): cell differentiation; regulation of transcription by RNA polymerase II
Cellular component (GO): nucleus
Molecular function (GO): DNA-binding transcription factor activity, RNA polymerase II-specific; sequence-specific DNA binding
Source: RefSeq, a predicted model, not a curated record